Molecule: messenger RNA, 3295 nt
Organism: Xiphias gladius (swordfish)
Lineage: Eukaryota; Metazoa; Chordata; Actinopteri; Istiophoriformes; Xiphiidae
Gene: dnajc17
Product: DnaJ (Hsp40) homolog, subfamily C, member 17
Exons: 12
Coding region: 256-1206 (316 amino acids)
Biological process (GO): spliceosomal complex disassembly
Cellular component (GO): spliceosomal complex
Molecular function (GO): RNA binding
Source: RefSeq, a predicted model, not a curated record
UUAGACUUAGAGAACCUGCUUUUAAAGUAAAAUGCUACAGUAAAAUGUUCAAAACAUCUCUAAAACAAACCUGAAGAGAAAGGCAGAUCAAAAAAUACAUUUCCCAGGUUGCAGUGCACACCCUAGUUGACAUGUCGAAGACGUCAAACUCGUGCUGCCUGGAACAACAACAAACCGUUGAAUUAGCCAAACGGUAGCAUUGCGUUUAAUUUUGUAACUCUUCUCUGUUAGUACCGUAGCUCUUUGUUGGCAGAAAUGUCUGGGAAGGCCAAGGAUAUCCUACAAAUGGACCUGUAUGGUUUACUAGGUAUUGAAAGCACUGCUACAACGAAAGAGAUCAAGAAAGCUUAUCGACAGAAAGCCUUGACAUGCCAUCCAGACAAGAACCCAGACAACCCAAAAGCAGCUGAGCUCUUCCACCAGUUGUCCCAGGCUCUCGAGGUGCUAACUGAUGCUGCUGCCAAGGCUGCCUAUGACAAGAUUUGUGCUGCCAAGAAACAAGCAGAAGAAAGAAACAGGAAACUAGAUGAUAAGAGAAAGAAAAUUAAGCUUGACUUGGAGGCCAGAGAGCGACAAGCAGAAGCUCAGAGCCAGGAAGAGGUUCAAAUCACUAGAACACUUGAAGAAGAGAUUGCCCGUUUAAGGGAGGAGGGAUCCAGGCAGCUUGAGGAGGAACAGAGGCUCAUCAGAGAGCAGAUCCAGAGGGAAAGAGAAGCACAGCAGCAGCAAAAAGGACACCACACUCAGAGAAACACAGGAGUGGAGAGAGAUUCCAAGAGCAGUGUGACCCCCAAAUUGAAGUUGAAGUGGAAGUGUAAAAAAGAAGAUGAGACAAAUGGAGGCUACUCUCAAGACAUUCUUUUGAGACUUCUACAAAAGUAUGGGGAUGUUUUGAAUGUGAUUCUAUUGAAUAAGAAGAAAGGAAGUGCUGUGGUUGAGUUUGCAACUGUGAGAGCAGCUGAACUGGCGGUUAAGAAUGAAAGUGGCCUGAGUGGAAACCCCUUGAAGAUUUCGUGGCUUGAAGGACAGCCCGAGGUUAUUGCUCCAGUAUCUCAACCUGGCCAGUUUAUGGCUUCACAGGGCUCCCUGACUAAUGAGCGCGACUACGAGAGCGUGGUGAUGAUGAGGAUGAGGCAGGCUGCUGAGCGACAGAGACUCAUAGAACAAAUGCAAAAAGAGGACGAGGAGGAGGCUGCCAGGUCAUAGCACAGCAGGACCCAGCUUGAACGUAGGAUGACUGAGGGAGAUACAGAGUGGAGAAGAAAUCAGGUCCUGCAGGAUUCAAUGAUAAGCCAUGUGGUCCCAGAGGGUGGAGUCCCAGCACUCUGCAGGAAUGAACCUGUGCUUCUUAAUAUUUUGUGACAGGGUUGUCUUGUAAAUAAACAAUUCACAUGCCUACAAAAUUUAACAUAGUUAGUUUAUUAAGCAUUGUUUAGUCUGUUUACUUGACUAUCUAAUUUAUACAGUAAAAACUGAAGCAGAAACAGAUAUUUCAUCUAAAUUUAUUAGAUAAUAUUUCAUCACCAUCUUAUUAGUUUUUUGACAGUUUGGGUUAUAAUUUGUGGUAAGAAAAUGUAAUGAAUUACAAUGUAUUUUAUUACAAAACUCACUGUAUUACAAAUCCUUAGGAAUCUCAAAAAUACUGUACUAUGGCAGAUACAUCAUCGUAGUGUAUAACAUGGUUAUUUUUACAUCUAGUGCCGUAUUGCUGAGGAGUAAUAAAUUUUAUGGUAAGUUAUUGAAAAACCUUUAGAGAUUUAAGGUUUGUGGUGAGUUUGUAGCCUUUGUUCACUGUGUUGUAAAAGAGCCAGAGGAGAUUGGCUGUGCAACACCACACAUAAUCAAAGUGGUGUAAUGAUGUAAUUUGCAUCUGUCAACCAUUGUCUGGUUAGCUGUGACAACUCAUUACCUCAUUACUGUAGCCAACCGAGCAUAAUGUAAAAUUCAUUCUUUUCUGUUGUCUGUAUCUUUAUUUACUAACUCUGGAAAAUUAGUUGAGUGUUUUAGCAACCCAAACCACAGAAAUCAUUUCUCCCCCAUGUUAACCCAGUAAUCAGGCCUCGAUUGGAACACUAGGUUGGCUAUUAUGGGAAUUCUUGUGGUCCCAUGCGAUGAAAAGUGAACAUACUCUGAAGGCCCUCCAUUAUAGAUCUGGUCGUUUAAAUGAUUGUUCACUGGGCUUUGUAUACAAUAUAUCUAAACCUCUACUCCAGACCAAAGAGGCUUUUGGACUGCACAGUUUCAAGGCUGCACAAUGCUGUUCAUUCAGCUCUGGCCUUGGGUUGUAUGUUAGAUGUGACUUGAAUAUUUGUAUAUGAUCUCUCAGCUGCUGUAUGCAACUCAUGCACAAAAUAAUGUAUAUCAAGGGUUCCCAAUCUGGGGGUCAAGACCCUCCAAGGAUAAAUCUGACAGAUCAUAAGUCUAUGAGGGCGACAAUAAAGGAGGAAAUAUUUGUGUUACACAAAAUGUUUACUUUUUAAACUUGCCUGUAGUUGUUUUUUUUCUUGUGGAAUACUGGAUACUGCCUCAUCAGGCCUCUAAAACUCUUCCAAAUCAAACAAUCCAAAAAGGAUAAAGUCAUCCUUUGGUUGAAUUGGUCAUAAUUGAUGACCAGACUAAGACCAUAACCUGUGGUCUCAUGUAUGUUCGUUCAAUACGAAGCUGGAGCCAGGAGAUGGUUAGCUUAGCUUAUUUUAGCUUAGCUUAAAGACUGGAAACAAAAAGGUAAAAAAAAAAAACUAAAACAAAAAAAACGGCCUACCAUCAUCUUUAAAGCUCAUUAAUUAGCAAGGUUUAUUUAGUUUGUUGAAUCUGAUCAAAAACUAUAAAAAUGACAAGCUGCGGUUUGACUGCGGGCGGGGUGCCAAAGUAUUUCUUGGCAGGGAGGAGAUGACUUUCUGGAGUCUUGUUGUCACCAUCACUAUACCAGGCAACUAGGAAAGUGAUCCAGGAAGUCGUUGCUCCCAGCCAAGAAAUACUCUGGCACAUAGCUUCCCCAUACAUCUGGCAUCUGGCUGCAGCUUAAAUUUAAUGGACAGACAUGAAAGUAGUAUCGAUCUUCUCAUCUAACUCUCAGCAAGAAAGCAAAUUGCUUUUUUUUUAAAUGCAAAAGCAAAGAACUAUUACUUUAAUCACCAACUGAAAAGCUUUGAUUUAAGGAGUCCUGAAAGAAUUUCUGAAUGAGUUAUACGUUGUGAUUAAACUACACUAAGCAAUACAAGAACAUAAACUUUUCCUUAAUGCAUCAUAUUGCAGCAAUGGGUGUGCUUGUUUUGGGGCAACCUACCCAUUUCAG